This is a messenger RNA of Fundulus heteroclitus (mummichog), 4306 nucleotides long. RefSeq lists its product as uncharacterized. Gene Ontology annotation, molecular function: serine-type endopeptidase activity. The record is from RefSeq and is a predicted model, not a curated record. The transcript is spliced from 25 exons. NCBI's taxonomy places the organism in Eukaryota, Metazoa, Chordata, Actinopteri, Cyprinodontiformes, Fundulidae. Gene Ontology annotation, biological process: proteolysis. Bases 9 to 4223 code for a protein of 1404 amino acids.
UGAAGACGAUGGGUGGACGUCGGUCCAGGGGUCUGAGCACCCUGGAAAAAAGUCUGAUAUUUCUCUUUGUUGCAAUGACAGCCGUUAGCAUCAGCCUCAUGGCCCUCUACUUUACAGACCGGUCUGAUUCCUCUGCUCAUUCAGAAGGGCCGCUGUCAGGGUGUGGAGGUCCACAGGAGCUGAGCGGUGAGUCGGGCACCUUCACCAGCUGGAACUAUCCCAGCAGCUACGACAACGGCAAAAGCUGCAUGUGGAGCAUCACUGUGGACCCCGACAAGGUGAUUCAUCUGUGGUUUGAGGAGUUCGCUUUGGAGGAGAGUCAGCUCUGCACAGCCGAUCUGGUCACACUGCGAGACACGCUGGGAACCAUCGGUAAAUACUGUGGCUACACCAAACCCAAGCCUUUGGUGACUCUUUCAAACCACCUGAUGGUCUACUUCGACACCAACGACAGGAAAACAGACCAAGGAUUUAAAGCUCACUACAAAGCUGUGACUCCACAGGUCGCAUCACAAAUAGCCGGAGCCGGCGGUUUCCUCCAAGGUGAUCAGGGGAAUCUGAUGACUCCAGGCUUCCCGGGGCAAAGUUAUCCAAACGGAGCGCUUUACCAGUGGAGGAUUACGGUGCCUGAAGGCGAGCGGGUCCGACUGACAUUUACCACCUUUGACCUCGUCCCUGACGUCUGUGGAGACUUUGUCCAGAUCUAUGAUGGCCACGAGGCCGGAUCCUCUUUGGUUGGUACGUUUUGUGGUGGCAGUGUGCCGAAACCAGUGGAGUCCAGUCGCAACACAAUGGUUGUCCGCUUCAAGUCUGACGGCAGCUUGACUUCCAAAGGAUUCCAGGCAACUUACACAAAGUUCAGCCUUCCUCCCGUCGUCGUUCCCACCACGACCGCAGCCCCGGCCACCGCCAGCACACAAACCGCUCCGCCUCCCACAACGUCUGGCGGUGGCGGUCCUGUAAUCAUUGAAGGACGAAAAGGAACCAUCCAGUCCGCAGGUUUCCCUGAUCCAUACCCGGCUCACUCCAACAGCUCCUGGAAGAUAUCCGUGUCCAAAGGGUUCUUGGUUAAACUGCAGAUCACCGACAUGGCGAUCACAGGGGAGACCGGACAGUGCAAAGAGGACAAGCUUAUCAUCUCAGACAACUACGGCAUUCUGGGUACACACUGUGGCUACAUCCUCCCUCCGCUGGUGGUCAGCGCCAGCAACACAAUCUCUGUCACCUUCCAGUCAGACAGUCGCCUCACAGACCGGGGAUUCUCUGCAGCGUGGGAGGCGGUGUAUCCUGAGGAUAUUGCAGAGAUCCAGGGAUGUGGCUUUUCCACCAAUGAGGAAACAGGUGUAAUCAAAUCCCAGAACUGGCCAAUGAACUACAAGGCUAACGCGGAGUGCAUGUGGAGCAUCGCUGUGCCUUUGGGGAAAAAGAUCACUCUAAAAUUCACUCAUUUUGACCUGGAGGCCAAAGAUAUUUUCACAUCUAAGUGCUACGACAACGUGAUGCUGUAUGACCUUAAUGGUUUGACCAACGCACUACAUCAAAAACAUGGACCAUUAUGUGGAACAAGCCUGCCCAGUAGCAUCCAAACGAAAGGCAACAAGCUGCUGCUCCGUUUUCACACAGACUUGUUUACCGAGGCUAAAGGCUUCAGAGCUUACUGGACUACAAAUCCCAGCCUCCCUGCUCCUACUGAGCCGCCUGCUGAAAAAAACCCCUGGGAUGACAUCGCCAUAGACUGGCCCCAAACAUGCGGGAAACCAGCCAUUCCUCCUGCCGUUGUGUCACGCAUUGUAAAUGGAGAGGAAGCCGUAGCGCACUCCUGGCCCUGGCAGGUGUCCAUGCAGGUCUGGCCUGCCAGUCAGUCUGAGCCCUCAUUUUCUCACAUCUGUGGCGGGACUCUGAUUCAUAAAAACUGGGUGCUAACAGCAGCGCACUGCUUCAUAAGAUAUGCAGACGAGCUGCAUCGCUGGCGGAUGUGCCUCGGCAAACACAACCUGACCACCACAGAGCUGAGUGAACGCUGCGUCAGCAUCUCUGGCAUUCAUCGCCACCAGGCCUUCCAGUAUCCCACGGUGCCCACCGUGGAGUUUGACAUCGCCCUGGUGAGGCUGGCUGAGGACGCCGCUCCCACUGAGGAGAUUUCAUUCGCCUGCCUUCCCUCUGAGGAGGAGAUCCUUCCUGAAGGAAAGAAGUGCUACGCCACAGGCUGGGGCGACGAGACAGGUGAUUCAAUGAAUGCUAAAGCUUCAGACACCCUUAACCAGGUGGCCCUCCCUGUUGUCCCGUUUGACACCUGCAAACGGAUGGAUUACUGGUGGUUCCAGGUGAAGGCCUCCAUGAUCUGCUGCGGAUACACGCUGCCUGACGAGCUCCAGUCCGUCUGUCAGGGGGACUCAGGCGGCCCAUUAGUUUGUCAGGACACACCGGGUGGUCCCUGGGAGGUGCACGGCAUAACCAGCUUCGGCCCUAUCGGAUGCAUAAUGAACAAAAAGCCCUCCGUGUUCACCCGGGCCUCAGCCUACCUUCCGUGGAUCUCAAAUGUCAUCCGCAGGGACAUCUACAACGAGCACACGUCAGGUUGCGGAGGGCCGAAGGAUUUGUCUGGGGAGCGCGGCACCGCAUCCUCCAUGAGCUACCCCGGCACCUACAGCAACAACGCCCGCUGCCAGUGGAACAUCGAGGUGCCCGCAGGGAAACUGGUGCACGUCCACUUCAGCGGUUUCUCCCUGGAGGAGAGUCAGCUGUGCAUGAACGACAAAGUCAGCCUCGCAGACGACGUGGGCAGUCUGGGCACCUACUGCAGUCAUGUGGCCCCUGGAGAUCUGGUUAGUCAUGGAAACAGACUUCACAUCAGCUUCUCUUCUAAUGAAAAGGUGGUCGACACAGGCUUCGCUGUGGCCUGGAGGACGGUGGACCCUACAGAAGUCUCUGUUUCCUGUUUGUUUUUUUUGUCUCGUUCUGCUGUAGCUCCAUGUGGGGGCCGUUUCAGCAGCAAUCAGGGGGAAAUUAGCUCUCCGGGCUGGCCCAGUGACUACCGAGCACAGAGUGUGUGCACCUGGCACGUCAGCGUCCCCUCGGCUGAAAGCAUCCAUGUGGUGUUCACUGACUUUGAGCUGCAGGCCGUCAACGCGUUUGGAAACUGUGUGGACUACGUGGAGAUCUUCAGCGGAGAAACCAUGGCAUCGCAUGGUCGGUUCUGCGGCUUCGCCCCGCCGCCGGCCCUCACCAUCCCCAGCAGCAUGGCUGUUAUCCGCUUUCUGAGCAACGCGGCUGAUCAGCAGAAAGGUUUUCGCGCUUACUGGACCACAGAUGCCAACGUUUUUCCGACUUUACCGCCUCCUCCUCCAAACCCGUGGGACGACAUCAUUAUCAAGUGGCCAGAAGAUUGUGGAAAUCCAGCGGUGAAACCUAAAAUAGCCGAAGCUCCACGGGUGGUUAACGGGGAGGAGGCGAUCCCUCACUCCUGGCCCUGGCAGGUCUCGAUGCAGGCUUCGCCCAUAUCUCCCAUCCCUUACAUGCACGGCUGUGGAGGCUCUUUGAUUCAUGAGGAGUGGAUCCUUACUGCUGCUCACUGCUUCAUGUUCCCGCUGAACAGGCCGUCCUUCUGGCGCAUGUGUUUGGGAAAGCAUCACAUGAACUCCUCCAUGGACGUUCCCUCGGCGGAGACGUGCUACAAGGUGGACGGGAUAAUCCGACACGAGGGCUUCGUCUACGAGCAGGACCGCACAGACAUCAGCAACGACGUGGCCCUGGUGCAUUUGGCCGAGCCCGUGAAGACGACGCGGGAGGUCAGCCCCAUCUGUCUGCCAAAGCCCGGCGCCGUGAUGCCGGCGGGGACACCCUGCUGGGUCACAGGAUGGGGAGACGAGAAAGGUAACCUGUUCCCCGUUGUGUCUGAGAAGCUGAACCAGGCAGCUCUUCCGGUGGUUGACUUCCAGACCUGCAGCAAACCUGCGUACUGGUGGGACUCGGUGCGGCCCUCCAUGAUCUGCGCCGGCUACGAAUCGCCCGACGAGCUCAAGUCAGCCUGCCAGGGAGACUCAGGCGGUCCGUUCUCCUGCUCGGCCGCCGGGACCUGGGAGGUGCACGGCGUGGUCAGCUUCGGACCUCAGGGCUGCAUCAGAGACAAGAAGCCCUCGGUGUUCACACGAGUGUCGGCCUUCAGCGACUGGAUCGAGGACAACGUCAGGAAGUUUACAUAUGAAAACGGCAAAACCAUAUGAAAUCAAUAAAGAUCGGAAUUUAAUGCCUUCAGAUUCUUUUGUCGUAUUUAAAGAUGUUCGGUUUCACUCAGGAUUCAGUUUGA